Molecule: messenger RNA, 1173 nt
Organism: Sparassis crispa
Lineage: Eukaryota; Fungi; Basidiomycota; Agaricomycetes; Polyporales; Sparassidaceae
Exons: 5
Coding region: 1-1173 (390 amino acids)
Source: RefSeq, a predicted model, not a curated record
AUGUCUGGGAUGGACUACGAUCGUCGGUCCCAAGUGUCAUCCUUCUAUGGUGGUCGCAAAAGCUCAGAUGCCCUCAAUGCUGACUUCUCUCCAUCGGCACCCCAGUACGGCCAGCCUCAGCACACAAGACUUGAUUCUGCAUCGUCCUUCUACAAUGCAGAUCCAAACCCUCGUACCAGCGUAGAUGUGCACGGUGGUAAACGUGGUGCCGGUUACAACCGCAUGUCGUUCAUUCACACUGGGAGAGAGGAACCCGUGAAGGGAGGCGCGGACGAGGAGAGCAUGCUGUCGAAGGACGACGGUUGGGAUAUUUACGCGGACUUUAACAAUGCCGGUCCCCGCUACUCUUCUGCUUUCGUCAGCAAUGAUUCUGGAUACCGCCAAGUUCCUUCACCGUCUCCCCUCAAGCUGGAAGAGAAUUUAAACAGCGGGGCACCUGUUGAACUGGUCACAGUUCCGGCGCUUGGUCCAGAAUGGAAAGCCGAAGAACUUCGUGGCAUGACGAAGGCGGCGCGGCGAGAGGAAGCACGCGAGUCGUUUGCGCAGAAAUGGACUGCCUGGAAUCGGGGCGAGCGCGGAUGCUGUGGGAGGUACGGCACAAGACGGUUCACGGUAUACUUCGUAUUUGGCUUGUGUAUCGUCGUUGGGAUUAUCCUUGCAUUUACUAUCCCAAGAGUACCAAGCUUCGCGUUUAGCAACACCACUCCAUUGGGAAAUGCUACUGCCCCAUUCAACGAGACGAUCCCUACGGAAUUCUCGCGCUCUCCCGCCAAUUUCAGUUUUCCAGCCGUUGCGAACAUACAAGUCAACACUCAAGGGAAUUUCAUCCCUUUACAUAUCUCGAGCAUGAACGCGCUUGUCUACGACCUCACCACCGGCAGACAAGUCGCCACUGGCCAUACCGGUUCACUUACAUUGCCAGCCAAGGCGUAUCCGUAUAUCCAAGUUCCGCUUAAUUUCUCGUAUAUUGCCUCAAACGACUCGGACCAGACCUGGGCAAAUUGGUACAACGCGUGCAAGAACCCAGCCGCGAUCACUGAAGGAUCACGCCCUCCCGUGCAAUUCAACUUCUUUCUCGACAUGUCGAUUAUUGGACUGGUGGGUAAGAAGUCCACCUCGGCUGCGGUCACUGAAGCAUCGUGUCCAAUCACGUUAUCGUUAAACUCUGUUUGA